Molecule: messenger RNA, 831 nt
Organism: Rotaria sp. Silwood1
Lineage: Eukaryota; Metazoa; Rotifera; Eurotatoria; Philodinida; Philodinidae
Source: the annotation of a GenBank genome assembly
AUGGCCUACUUCGAUCUUGAUACCAAUCCAACAACUUCAAUCAAAUCAAAAUCAAGUGGAGGAAAAACACCAAUUGAUGUUUCUAAUUUUCGUCCAGUAAACAAAAAACCUAUUGGAAAUGAUUGGGAUGUGAAUCCGGGGAUAUACUCUCAUGGAGUGAUUAUCGAUCUGUUUCUGUAUCUAAUAACAAGAACUCUACAAUUACUAUUUUUCAGUGUUACUGCUCAACGUCGUCUUCGUAAGAAUCGAGAUACAUCUGGUUCUGGCUAUUUGACUAUUCCACUUUCAAUAACACGUCUUUUUCCAUCUGCUUUAACUCAUUAUGGUUCACUCCUUGAAGCUGAACCAGAUUUAGUUGCCAUAAUCGAGUUAGCACCAACGGAUGGAAUCUUCGCCGAGAAAUUCGGAUCAUCACUACCAGAAGCAAUUCGCAACAGAAAUGAUAUUCUAUAUUUAGUCAAUCCUAUGGAAAAUACACUAUAUGUUUCAAUAAAUGGUAAUGACAGCGGUGGGUUUCCAAUUGAUGAAACGACGACAGAGCAAAUCAUCGAAUAUAUCAAUUUAGCUAAUGAGAAAAAAGCAGCGUUCUUUAUCAAAUGUGAAAUAACGGGAAAGGAGAUCGUUGAUAAAUGGCCACAAGGUUCAAUUAAGGGUUUGCCUGUUGGAUGGACAUGUGAGCUUAAUGGUUGUUUUGCAUCUGGUUCUGAUUUUAUAAAAGGUACAUGGAAAUGUCAAGGGCCGGAAUCCAAAAAAGAGGAAGCAUACAAAAUCGUAGAAAAAUACUAUGAUGGAUUCGAUGUUCAUAUAACUUGGGAAAAUGAUUCGGUUUAA